This is a messenger RNA of Symbiodinium pilosum, 2088 nucleotides long. NCBI's taxonomy places the organism in Eukaryota, Dinophyceae, Suessiales, Symbiodiniaceae. The record is from the annotation of a GenBank genome assembly.
AUGGGCAAACGGCCCGGUCGCAGUGCUGGCCAAGCGGCCACCAAGAAGGCAAAGGGAGACAGUUGGGUCGAUCGUGUGCUUCUUGACACGCACCAGUUCCCAGCAGAGCGCGUGCCUGACCUCAUCCCUUUCACAGCACUGUACUUGCCCCUGCCCAUUGACAAAGCCCCUCCUUUGGUCACCUGGGCCAAGUUUGCGGUUCCGAUAUGGAACGUUUGGGAAAAUGAACGUGAACCCUUGGAGAUUCGGUCCAGCUCGCAGAAGCCUUUAGUUCCCGGGGAUCGGCUUGUGGCCUUCAGUGUUAGCCUCUGCCGUGGCUACACCCGAGCUACGAUCAUCGCCUUCGCCAUUUGCCAAAUGUUGACGGUUGAGGAUGCUGCAAGCUUCACAGAGAGCGAGAAAGAGGGCUUCACGAAGUGGUGGCUUUGCUCUGUGAUGAACAUCCGUGUGGUCUUCACGAAGAGGCAGCAUCACGAGUACAAUUACCGGAACAUGCAGCUGUCAGCGCAAGCUGGGGACCAUCCGGAGCUCUAUUCUGGCAAGAUAGAAGCGAUGGAGGCGGCCUUCAAGGAGUACAACUGCUUCGGCUUGGCAGAUGUUUCGGACAACUACAAGCUCCCCGAGAAGGACUGUGUCGCUAUGAAGGUGCUGAUCGAGAGCGUAGCUGAUGAGGUGCGCGUCCUCAUGGCCAGGCAUUUGCAGCAGUAUGUCUGGAGUGAAUCCGCGUACACACUCGAGUGCGUGAAGGGGGCUCGCUGGCACCUGGGAUCGACCGGGCGCUUUACCAGCAGUGACGGCGUCUGGCGUGACAUCAUGACUGUGACACGCUCGAAACAGACGUUCUUCCUACAGCGUGUCCAUUUCCUCUUCAGCAUCAAGCGCAAGCAAGUGCGAACAGCCACCAACGCGAGGUUGUCCCUGGAUGCAUGGGACAGUCUCAUGGACUCUACUUGCCUUGUCAUGUGGGCCAUGGAGGAAAUGGGCAAGGCUCGCGGUGAUGACGGCAGUGUUCUCUUUUCCGCGAGCACUCUUAGGGCUGUCGCCCAAAAGGUCCUCGAAGGGGACUACAACACCGAGCUCGACAAGUUUUGUGUGCUCAAGCUUGCUGACAUCAGGCCCUGCGACCUCAGCGUGUGGACUGAUCAUGUUCAGACCGCUACGACAGCAACGUUGAUCAAGCAGGGCGAAGAUGAGCUUACGAAGCUGGACAACGAAAGCGUCCAAAAGCAGUUCGAGAUUGACACGUACAAGAUUUCCUUGGACCUGGCUAGCUUCGUCUCCUACCUUGAGGAGGUUCACAAGAAUGGCAGGGCAAGGCAGUUGGCCAAGGUCUGUCACAUCCGGGCCGAAAACAAACGCGGAUCCAGCCUUGUCAUUGAGUUCAUGGAGAACAACUGCAGGCACCGCCACGGCCUGUACAAGGACAUGGAUGCCCUCGAAGAGAUCAAGAAGGUGGUGUGGUGGGAGUGGCGGUGGUGGGGUGAGUCAGAGGGCUGCUGGGGCGUUGGCGUGGUGGGGGAUCGACGCAAUGCUGUCCCUGCGCAGUGGAUGAAUGCUUGCCGUCCGGACGCAGCAAUCAUCUGGGCGGACCUGAGCAAGUUCGGACGCUUGGGGCAGGAUGAUUUCAACCACGUCACCGAAGCCAUUCGCGUGCUGCUACAGCACAUGCCCUCCCACUCUGCCGCGGUGGUGAUUGUUCCUCUGUUGCCGAGUGCCAAGGUCGUAGCGGGCCUUCGUGGGGAGGUGAGACGAUUGGAGGACAAACUGGAUGCAAAAUUCAUUGGCAACACCGGCUUCAAUGUCAUCAUGUCCGAGCCGCACCACAACAGGAAGCAGGCGCUUCUCUACCCGGGCUUGGUUUGUUGGCCGUCUGGGGUCAGUGAGAACAUCUUUCAGGACAGCAAGCUUGUCGUCGACAAGUGCAACCGCGAACCGGUGGAGUGGAUUGCAGAGCGGGACUACAAAGUUCCGACAAGAGCGAAGAAUGCGACCCCCAGCACCAGGGAAGAUCAAGACAGGUCGCAUUCGGAGGUGCAGGAAGCUGCGCAGCACCUGGGAGGCAUGCACAUGCCAAGCACCAUCUUGAGU